Molecule: messenger RNA, 657 nt
Organism: Trichophyton benhamiae CBS 112371
Lineage: Eukaryota; Fungi; Ascomycota; Eurotiomycetes; Onygenales; Arthrodermataceae
Exons: 2
Coding region: 1-657 (218 amino acids)
Molecular function (GO): peptide-methionine (S)-S-oxide reductase activity
Source: RefSeq, a predicted model, not a curated record
AUGACUGUCAUUCCCGAGUCCCCUGCCGGUGGUUUGGCUGCAAAGCAGCAAGGUAUCCCUCCGCAUGCGCAAAAGGCCACCUUUGCUGCCGGCUGUUUCUGGGGCGUUGAACACAUGUACCGUCGGCGGUUUGGCAACGGGAAGGGCCUCCUAGAUGCCUCUGUUGGCUACUGCGGCGGGAAUUCCAAGUUGCCAACCUACCGUCAACCCUUUUUUUUUUUUUUCGGGCUUUCAUCGGGAGAUCAUAUUGAUCACUGCCAUUGCGCCGUUGGUGUUCGGGAUAGGAUUGCUGACCUUUGCUCUCUUGCUUGCCUUGCCAUUGAAACAGAUGCCGAAGCCGUCCAGGUGAUAUAUGACCCGACAAUUGUCUCGUACCAGCAGCUUGUCGAAUUCUUCUACUCCAUGCAUGACCCAACCACCAAGAACAGACAGGGCGCUGAUACUGGCACCCAGUACCGAAGUGCCGUGUUUGCUCAUAACGAGGAACAGCUGAGGAUCGCAAGGAGCGUAACGGACCAGGUCUCUAGGCGGUGGUGGAAGGCCCCAGUCACCACCGAGCUCAAUCCCCCGGACCAGUGGCAGUGGUGGACUGCCGAAGCAUACCAUCAGCUAUACCUGGAGAAGAAUCCUACUGGAUACGUGUGCCCAGCCCAGUAA